AUGUCGAAGUCACUUUCAUUAAAAAGUGAUUAUGCAUCUAUUAAUGAAGAAAAUCAUUCAUGGAGAUAUCUAGCUAAAACAUAUUUUAACAAUAGUAAACAAUUAAAAAGUUCAAUAUCAAAUGUUUUUGUAAAAGAUAAUACAUCAAUUAAUUAUUAUAAAAAUUUACCAGGUGCUAUGCCUAUAAGUAUGAAUGAUAUGUUAAAAUCACAAAAUACAAAUGCACCAUGGUUAUUUAAUAUAUUAAAAAAAAAAUUUCAUCGUUCAAGAAAACAUAAAAAAGAUAGACAAGUAUCAAAUGAAAUAGAUUCAAAUAAUUCAUUAUUAUUAGCAGAAGAAUUAUUAGAAAAACCAAUUACUAGUGAUGGAACUAAUGGAAAAUGGAUUAUUAAUGAAACAGAUAUUGUUUGUCCAUUGAUUAAGAAUUUUGAUACAUCUACUUCUGGUCAAUAUAAUAUAUCUCGUGCAAUGUCAUCAUCAACAUCACCUGUUCCACUUGCUACAACUGAUUCAUUACAUUUUUGUCAUUACCAUUAUGAUUUUCAAACAUUAAAUACACCAACUGCUUCACCACCAUCAUGUUUAAAUGAUUAUCAACCAAAUGUUUCAUCAGACAUUAUUAAUGAAAGUAAAAAGAAAAUAUCUAAUGAUGAAGAUACUCCUAUAGAUUUUACUUCCAUGGCAUCUAUGGUUAAAACUUAUUAUACAUCUAGUUCACAACCUAUCGAUUUACAUAAUAUUCGAGAUAUGGAAAUGCCUUCAUUUUCGUCUCCUUUAUUAUCAUCAACACUUGAAUCAACUAUUGACGAUAUAAAUUUAGUUAAUGGUAAUUCAACACUACAAACAACAUCAAAACGAUCAAAAUCUGCAUCAGCAGCUCGAAGUCAUCGUAUGAUGAAUUCAAGUUCAACAAAGAGAGAACAAAAACGAUCUAAAUCAACAAAGAAAAAGAAAAGUAAAUAUUAUCAAGAACAUAUAUUAAGUUCUGAAGAAAUCGAAUUACGAGAAGCAUUACGUAUUAUUGAUUUGGAUAAUAUUGGAUUUUUUCCACCAAGUGAAUUACGUAAAGUAUUAAAAGAAAUUGGUAUUAAUUCGAAUGAUAUUGAAAAAAUUGAACGAUGUUUACCACUUGAUGAUGAUGGACAUUAUUCAAUUGAUAAUGUUAUUAAAUUAUUUUUAGGUACAAAAUCAACAUAA
Molecule: messenger RNA, 1197 nt
Organism: Rotaria sp. Silwood1
Lineage: Eukaryota; Metazoa; Rotifera; Eurotatoria; Philodinida; Philodinidae
Source: the annotation of a GenBank genome assembly